GUAGUGGAUAGGUGGGCGUCCAUCUUGAAAUUUUACUGGGUUUGAGCCGGUUUAGUUCUAAUAAAAGUGUAUUUUGUAGCUUGCAGUUCAUAUUAAUCUUUAGUUUUCAAGAAGUUUUAUGUAUGCUGAAACUAUUUAUUGUUUAAAAUAGGAUUAACUGCAGUAAUGUUUUAGUAUCGUUACUCAAGACAUACGCGAUUUCCGGAAAGACUAUCGCUAAUAAAAGCUUAAAUUGGCGGAGGCAUAGCACGAUGGCAGUGCCGAGUAGAGCGCGGGUAUAUGCCGAUGUCAACUCACAACGUCCUCGAGAAUACUGGGACUAUGAAAGCUAUGUGGUGGACUGGGGUAACCAGGAAGACUACCAGUUGGUGCGGAAGCUUGGCCGCGGAAAAUACAGUGAAGUAUUUGAGGCAAUAAAUAUCACAAAUAAUGAGAAAUGUGUAGUUAAAAUAUUGAAGCCUGUUAAAAAGAAGAAGAUAAAAAGAGAAAUAAAAAUAUUAGAAAACUUAAAAGGUGGCACAAAUAUAAUAACUUUACAAGCUGUAGUCAAAGAUCCUGUUUCUCGUACUCCAGCACUGAUUUUUGAACAUGUGAACAAUACUGAUUUUAAACAGCUGUAUCAAACCCUGUCAGAUUAUGAUAUAAGAUAUUAUUUGUAUGAACUGCUGAAGGCAUUAGAUUACUGCCACAGUAUGGGCAUCAUGCAUAGAGAUGUGAAGCCUCAUAAUGUUAUGAUUGACCAUGAUCACAGAAAGUUGCGUCUUAUUGACUGGGGGUUAGCUGAGUUCUACCACCCAGGGCAAGACUAUAAUGUUCGUGUUGCUUCUAGAUAUUUUAAGGGUCCAGAGCUCUUGGUGGAUUAUCAAAUGUAUGAUUAUUCUUUGGACAUGUGGUCAUUAGGAUGCAUGUUAGCAUCUAUGAUCUUUCGUAAAGAGCCAUUCUUUCAUGGCCAUGACAAUUAUGAUCAACUUGUGCGAAUUGCUAAAGUGCUGGGCACUGAAGAGCUAUUUGAAUAUUUGGAUAAAUAUCAUAUAGAAUUGGAUCCACGAUUUAAUGAUAUACUUGGAAGGCAUUCUCGUAAACGAUGGGAGCGGUUUGUUCAUUCUGAAAAUCAACAUUUGGUGUCUCCUGAAGCAUUAGAUUUCCUAGAUCGUCUUUUACGUUAUGAUCACUAUGAGAGAUAUACUGCUCGUGAGGCAAUGGAUCACCCUUACUUCUAUCCAAUUGUAAAGGAGCAGGGUCGAAUGGUUUCUUCCAAUUCACCAACUCCCAAUGCAUUGCAAGGACCAAUAAAUGCUGCAGAGUAAAUUUUGCAAAGAGAUGAUCUUUGCUCUUUAUAAUGUAUUGAUAUGAUAUACCUGUACAAGAUUCCGGAAGAGAAACACUGUAAAAAUAACACCAAAAAGACCACUGAUGGUGUAAAUAUAUACACAGGGACAGUGAUGGACACCAAUUCUGUUUAACAAACACUGAAGUAAUUCCAAUGCUUGGUAAAUAGAAUAAUUUGGAAAGACAAUAUAAUUUAGUGUUUAAUAUUAGUAAAUCUGGUUUAUUCAUUGUUUUAAAGUGUUUUAUCUCUGGUAUAAACUGCUGACAUAUGUUUGUGAAAGUGCUCGUGUACUCCAGCUGAGUAGGUAUCUUGUGGUGGGAGGGGUUCAAAUUGUCAAAGUAAAUUCUGAAACAUCCAAUUUUUAUAUGAAAUUCGAUAAUAAUUAAUUAUUGAGAUAAAGAAAAAUGCAUCGAGUUUCAUUGCACUUGAUCUUUUGCAUUUAUUAACCUAUGGUAUUGAUAUUGUAAUUACUUGUAUAAUAUAUUGGUAACACCUGCAUACCAUUUGCAAAUACUGGUUAGCAGCUUUUCGUUGGUACUCUACUUAUUAAAAUUUUGUAUUUAUGUAAUAGAAGUAAAAUGUAGAUAUGUGUGAUAUAAAUACAAAAUUUUAAGAUGAUUAAUUAAUCGUUUUCUUUUAUUACGUAUUUUAUAAAAGAAACCAGCUAAUUCUAACAUUAGUAGAUAUUGUCGGAUUUAAACAUUGUUUUCUAUAGUAUAUUUUUAAUAAGUUACGUUAGCUGUCCUCAUAUUAUACAUAGUUAAAAUCAAAUCGUAUCUUCAAUUGGAAGGUGAGCCUCGUGGAGUAUAAUUUAUUUUUAGUGUGAUAACUUCAAGUUGUUGCAACUUUUCUGAAUAAACAAUACUAACUUUGCCUGGAAAUGUUUUGGAUUAUUUAUGAUUAAAAAAAAAUCAAUAUCUGCACACCUUGUUUCGUUAAUUUAUUGUUAUAGUUUUUGUAAAGUAUUUCUUAGCAAGAUAUAAGUUUGUCACAACAGUCAUUUUAUUAAGAACAUUCCUGCGGAAACUUACGUCGUUAUUUAUAACAUGGCUAGUUGACUGAUUACUUUUUUGUCUUUAAUAGUUGGAAUCUAAAGCUACCAGACAUAUUUUGUAUCCAAAAAAGCAGCAAACUUAUGGCUACUAAAUAUGUGUUUUAAAAUUAACUUGUUAUCUUUGUACCAAGUUUUAAAUCAUACAGUACUACCUAAAUUUUGUUUGGCUGCUUAAAUUAUAUUUUCAAUUUAACCAGUUCACAAGUGAUAAAAAUAAGCCAUUUGUUGGUAUUUAAUACAGCUUUGUUUGAAAGACAUCAUCUUCAAUAAAUAAUGGCGUAUAUGAAUUUCAGACCCAGUAUGUAUAUUUAGUUCAUUUAUGCAAUUGAUAAGUGUAAUGAGAGCAGUUUUGAAAACAUGUAUUAUAGGAAUUAGCAUUAAUAUUAAAAUGUGUUAAAAAAUAA
Molecule: messenger RNA, 2788 nt
Organism: Trichoplusia ni (cabbage looper)
Lineage: Eukaryota; Metazoa; Arthropoda; Insecta; Lepidoptera; Noctuidae
Gene: CkIIalpha
Product: casein kinase II subunit alpha
Exons: 7
Coding region: 252-1307 (351 amino acids)
Biological process (GO): protein phosphorylation
Cellular component (GO): cytosol; nucleus; protein kinase CK2 complex
Molecular function (GO): ATP binding; protein serine/threonine kinase activity
Source: RefSeq, a predicted model, not a curated record